AUGCCUUGGGAAAGGAGAGGCAGCAGAGUUCUAACUGAAUCUCUUCCAUCUUCGCUGACCUUGAAUCACCUCGUCGAGAGUAAAGAUGCUCUUGCGAGGUACUGUCUAUAUAAGACUCUGAACUCGGCUCUGCAUACGGCCAACGUCUUGUGCAUCACCUAUCAUCGAGCUCGUGCCAGUCUGCGUCACGCCACACGAAAGCGCAGGCCCUUUGUAUCGGAUAGCACGUUCGGGCCUUUCGACCUGCAUAGCGAGGGAAUAGACGACUUGCAUAGCGAGGCAAAGACGGGCUGGCAAGACGAACGUUGA
Mixia osmundae IAM 14324 is the source of this 309-nucleotide messenger RNA. RefSeq lists its product as uncharacterized. NCBI's taxonomy places the organism in Eukaryota, Fungi, Basidiomycota, Mixiomycetes, Mixiales, Mixiaceae. The transcript is spliced from 3 exons. The record is from RefSeq and is a predicted model, not a curated record. The coding region runs from base 1 to 309 and encodes 102 amino acids.